AUGAGGAAUGCAACUUCAAAAGUAAUAGCGGAAUACAUUACAGACCUAGUACGCCAUACACCACAAGAGAUAACACCUAAAUUUGUCAUUGAAGAAAUGAGAAACAGAUAUGGCUUACACAUUGGUUACCACAAAGCGUGGCAUUCCCUCCAACACGCUUAUAGUGUCAUAAGAGGAAGCCCAGAAAAUAAAUACACACUUCUACCGCAAUAUCUUCACAUGGUGAAAUUAAGAAAUCCUAGAACAGUUGCUAACAUCAAAUGGACCGCUGACAAUAAGUUUAAGUAUGCUUUUUUCGCUUAUGGAGCAUCAAUUGAGGGUUGGAAACACUGCAGACCAGUAAUGAUGGUGGAUGCAACCUUCUUGAAAUCAAAAUAUCGCGGUGUGCUCAUGAUAGCAGUAGCAAAAGAUGGAAACAACAGCAUAUUUCCUCUCGCAUUUGGUAUUGCAGACUCUGAGAAUAAGGAAUCCUACAGGUGGUUCUUCAGGCAUGUGAAAAAGGUGUUUGGCACGCGCAAAAACCUAUCAAUUCUUUCCGAUCGCCACGCAUCAAUUGCAACUGCAAUCAAAGAACUGUAUCUAGAUACCCAGCAUGGAAUAUGCAUCUACCACAUGGAGAAGAACUUGCAGAAAUAUUUCCCAUCCGAAGCGAUCCUAUCACUGUUCUACAAUGCAGCAACUACCUACAAACAGGCAAAGUUUCGUACCUAUAUGUCACAGAUACAAAAAAUCGACCCAAAAGCUGCAGAAUACAUAGAAGAAGAACCACCGGAAAGAUGGGCACGUUCAUUCCACACCAACAGGUGUUACAACAUGCUCACAAAAAACAAUGUCGAGACAAUGAAUUCUGUAUUGAGGAAAGCAAGGGAGUUGCCAAUAAUGGCAUGUAUUGAUUACAUCCAGAACAUGCUGCAAAAUUGGUUUUACCAGAGAAAAUUGGAUGCAACAGGACUGUCCCAUGACCUGACAUACUGGGCUGAAAAGAUUCUGCUUGAAAAGAUAAGUAGAGGCUUCACAAUGAAAGUAGAAAACAUAACUCCCGUCAAAUUUGUUGUCAAAGAUGAAGGAUAUCAAUACAAUGUAGACCUAAAGAAUAUGACUUGUGAGUGCUUGGAGUUCCAAACUGACGGGUUACCGUGCACACAUGCCAUGGCAGUUAUAGACAAAAGAAGUUUGCCAAAAUCUACAUACUGUGCGGACUGGUUCAAGAAACAAGCCUGCCAAGAGACAUACAAAGGUAUAACAGUUUUUGCCGGGAAAACAAAAUUGGUAUCCCAAAGACUACAUCCUGGUUUUGUCUUUGUUGCUGGUUGUAGCAAGUUCUCUGAACUUAAUUUCUACCGGAAAGGGUGGAACUUCUGUUCAUAA
Molecule: messenger RNA, 1368 nt
Organism: Lycium barbarum (goji berry)
Lineage: Eukaryota; Viridiplantae; Streptophyta; Magnoliopsida; Solanales; Solanaceae
Exons: 4
Coding region: 1-1368 (455 amino acids)
Molecular function (GO): zinc ion binding
Source: RefSeq, a predicted model, not a curated record